AGAACUGCUUUGCUCAUCACUAGUUCGUGUUUUUUUCAUCACCACAUCUCGGAGAUAUAACUUACAUUUGGGAUCGCGUGACUUGGUUCCCCAAUGUGUUUGGUUCGAAUGGAGCUUUGCUACAGUUAGUCUGGCUGUUAAAAGAGGGCUUAAUGUUAUGAUUUUAGUUCUAAUGCAGGGACUAUAUUGGAGCGGUGAGUGAAGUAAAAGUUAUACAGUAAAAGUAAAAGUUGGCAAACGGGUGCAUUAUCUGAUCCGAAGUGUGGACUGAAAAGACUUGAUUUGAGAGAUCCCUGAACACAAAGGAAAAAACAGCACCAAAAAAAAGCAGGUCCUAACAGCACCAGAAUUUGCUGUGAGAAAACUAUAAGCAAUACCAUUCCAUCAAGUUGUCACAUCAAGGCAGAGAUCAUCAUGGCCUUCAAAAAUUGUAUUGAUGAAAUGGACUUGUACACUGAUGGGGAACCAACAUCAAGAUUUCAGUCAUUAAUCAGUCAAAGUACACAAAUCUGUCAGGGACCCCCAAAAACGUUCCUGUUGAACACAGUUAAGGAGACUCUGGAUGAUUCUGGAAUGGUCAGAAGAUGGACCUUUGGAGAAAAGAACCAGAGUAAGACCAGAACCAUAAUGAUGAUGGGAGAAACAGGGACAGGGAAGUCCACCCUCAUCAAUGUCAUGGUCAACUACAUCUUGGGAGUGAAGUACGAAGACAACAUCCGGUUUGAGAUUAUUAAAAAGGAAGAAAGAAGCCAGACUGAAUCUCAAACCAGUGGCAUCACUGUGUAUGAGAUCUACGGAAAUGAAGGGGUUCGAGUCCCAUUCUCUCUGAGGCUCAUUGACACUCCUGGUUACAUGGACACUUCAGGAGAAAAACAGGAUGAGAAAAUUCCUAAAAAUAUAAGCAAGUUGUUCAAUGCUGAAAAGGGUGUUCAACAGAUUGAUGCAGUGUGUUUAGUGGUGAAGGCCUCACAGAAUCGCCUCACUGAUGUUCAAGUCAAAAUCUUUGAUGCGAUCUUGUCCUUGUUUGGAAAGGACAUAGAGAACAACAUCAUGCCUCUGAUCACAUUCUCAGAUGGCGGGAAAAAACCCAAAGCCCUUGAAGCCAUUGCCAGAGCUGGUGUUCCCUGCGCCAGGAACAAGAAAAAAGAACCCAUUUUCUUCAAAUUUAAUAAUGUGUCCAAGAAAAUAAAUGGUGACUGCGAUGAUGAAGGUGAUGAUGAUGAUGAUGAGGAUGAUGAGGAUGAAAAUUACUGGCAGCGAAACUGGAAAAUGGGAGUGAAAACCAUGCAGAAAUUUUUUGAGAGCCUGAACGAGAUGGAAACCAGAAGCCUGCAGAUGACUCAGAAUGUACUAAUGGGGCGAGAACAGCUUGAAAUGAACAUUCAGUGUUUACAAGAUAAAAUAACAGCCACUGACAACCUACAAAUAAUGCUAAGGCAGACUCAAGAUGUCCUGGAGAAACAUAAAGAAGACAUAGAUGCAAAUAAGGACUUUGAUUAUGUUGUAGAUGAACCGUGUACAAUAAAAGUUGAGACAAGAUAUCCGGCAACCUGCUGCGCAGUAUGUGAGACAAACUGUCACUAUCCGUGUACUGUUGUCAGUGCAAAGUGGCUAAACUGGUGUGCUGUAAUGAAGGGAAAAAACUGUACAGUCUGUGAAAAGAAAUGUCGUUAUGAACACCACAUUAAAGAAAAGAAGAUGUACAAGCCUUCCACCAGACGAGUCACCAAGACAUUUGAAAAAAUGAAGGAACAAUAUGGAAGAGCGUCUAGAGAAAAGGCCACAACAGAGAAUCUGGUGAAGAAUCUUCAGGAACAUGCCAAGAAUGUUGUGUCAGGCAAAAGUGAACUCGUAGAGGAGUCAUACUGGCACAUCCUCAGCCUUUCCAAGAUCGCCUUGCGGCCUGACUCCAGGUCUACUGUUCAGCAUCUCGACUUCCUGCUUGAGAGACUGAAAGAGACGGGAACUAAAGAGCAGAUUCAGAAGAUAAUGGAGAUAAAGAAAAGAGCCAGAGAGCUUAGCAAGCUCAAGUAGAAGGGUCUUCUGUAAUUGGGGAAACUACCGUAUUAUUUGUAUUCUGGAAAUCAAAUCUGAGAACUGCAUGUAAUUGUGCCAAGAAAUAUGAUGCAGUGAUUAUAUUAUGCAGUUCAUAUAUGGAGAAGUGCUACUCUGUAAAAUAAUUAAUAUGCUCACAUUCUCAACUGAAUCUCCUUAUGGACUUAUAUAGUAUCACAUCAAAUGGGGUUAUGUAAAUUACUUUGGGAGAUGGUCUCACCAUUAGCAGAUGUUUUACUCUCUUUAACAAUGAUUAUAUCCUUAUUCUAGAUUUUUUCAUUAAUAACUAGCAAUCCAUGAUAUGUAAAUUCUGGAGUUGUGAUUGUAUAUGCAGUUCAUAUAUGGAGAAGUGCUACUUUGUACAAUAAUUCAUAUGCGCAAAUUCUGAACUGAAUCUCCUUAUGGACUUAUAUUGUUUCACAUCAAAUGGGGUUAUGUAAAUUACUUAGGGGGAUGGUCUCACCAUUAGCAGAUGUUUUACUCUCUUUAACAAUUAUUAUAUCCUUAUUCUAGAUUUUUUCAUUAAUAACUAGCAGUCCAUGAUAUGUAAAUUCUGGGGCUGAUACCAAUAUGUUAUGAUACCGAUAUGUAUCUGAUCAUGCUGGCCUUUAUGAUACCGCAUCAUUUUAGAUCAUAGCAUGAUGUAACUAGGUUCCCACAGCUGUGAAAGAGGUAGAGGAGCACAGAUGCCAACUUAUGGAGGAAAAUUUUAAGAAAUUCUAUUUGUGUAACAAAAUAUUUUUCCUUGUUUAUUUUAUUAGUAAGCAGAAAGGAUGAGUCUUUGGAGCUUUUGAGUCUGGAUUACUUUGCACGUGAAUUUGGCUGGCAACAAUGAUAAAUUAAAAACAAUAAAUAAGAGGUGAUGAAAUGUG
Messenger RNA from Anguilla anguilla (European eel), 2927 nucleotides. RefSeq lists its product as uncharacterized. Bases 415 to 2034 code for a protein of 539 amino acids. The record is from RefSeq and is a predicted model, not a curated record. The transcript is spliced from 4 exons. Gene Ontology annotation, molecular function: GTP binding. NCBI's taxonomy places the organism in Eukaryota, Metazoa, Chordata, Actinopteri, Anguilliformes, Anguillidae.